Suillus subalutaceus is the source of this 768-nucleotide messenger RNA. RefSeq lists its product as uncharacterized. The transcript is spliced from 2 exons. The record is from RefSeq and is a predicted model, not a curated record. Bases 1 to 768 code for a protein of 255 amino acids. NCBI's taxonomy places the organism in Eukaryota, Fungi, Basidiomycota, Agaricomycetes, Boletales, Suillaceae.
AUGUCGGAAUACAUCCAUGGUCCAUCCUACCUCAUCGUCAGGUUGUGUCUCUUUCACAACUGGAGCCCACCGCAAGGGGGCCAUUUGAAGCUGGAAGGCACACCACCUAGACCUACCGAGACCCAAAAACCUCACGACCUUAGCGACAUUUCGCAAGAAGAUUUGUUCUACUCAGUAAUAGAUUCCACCAACGAAGAAGUCGAGCGCACUGCAUUCAACUCACGAUCCCACUCAUCUUCGGAAGCUACUGUUAUCUGCCAUCUCACUCCUGAUUUCGAAGAAGAGGAAGAACCCCUUGGACAAUUAACAUCACAUUACCUUCUGCUCCCUCAAGUUCCGUUCAUUACUGUAGACACUCCCUCCACCGCAUCAUCACUCACCCCCUCUACUCCAUCUCGCGACGAUUCACCCGAAAGGCAGAACCUUUUUGUACCCGCCUCCUUCAUACCUAGCUCUAUCCCGUCUCCGCAAAAGCGACUAAGUACUCUCCCGCCGUCCAUACCCGACCCCGCUAUUCAUACUGCGUCUUCCUCGACAGCACCAAUUACUACCACCCUUCCUCCAGUUGUGCAACCAGCUCUUUUUGCUCAACCCGUCCAACCCGCCAACAUGUCUUCCGCACCAUUCAAGAUGCCUCUUAGAGGAACCGACGCUGCACCAAAAUUCAAUGGCACCCCAACGCGCCUCAUACCAUUUUUUGAGGAUGUGGAAUUACUUGCUGACUAUGCAGGACUUACCGUUGAGCAGCGCAUCAAGGCUGCGAUCUGA